Molecule: messenger RNA, 4305 nt
Organism: Anolis sagrei ordinatus
Lineage: Eukaryota; Metazoa; Chordata; Lepidosauria; Squamata; Anolidae
Gene: LPAR1
Product: lysophosphatidic acid receptor 1
Biological process (GO): regulation of metabolic process; neurogenesis; adenylate cyclase-activating G protein-coupled receptor signaling pathway
Cellular component (GO): plasma membrane; cytoplasm
Molecular function (GO): lysophosphatidic acid receptor activity
Source: RefSeq, a predicted model, not a curated record
CCUCCUCCUCCUCCUCUCGUCCUCCGCCUUGCAACUCCAAAGGCUCCCAAGCCUCUCGCCUUUUGGCGCUUGGAGCCCAGAGGAUGGCGUCCCCCCCCCUCCGCCUCGCCAAGGGCCAAAUGUCAGCAUGACUAAGAACUGACAAAGAACCUCAAGACUAUCCAAACAUUUGUCCCGUGGAAGGUAGAAAGGGUCCAAAGACCACUCAUCUAUUGUGUAACCAUGGCAGAUCCUUCAGCUGAAGUGCCAUUUUCUAUGAUGACACAACCACAGCUAAUCGAGUCCACAGCCAUGAGUGAACCUCAGUGUUACUACAAUGAGACCAUUGCCUUCUUUUAUAACAGAAGUGGAAAAUAUUUAGCCACUGAAUGGAACACUGUGAGCAAGCUUGUGAUGGGCCUUGGGAUUACAGUAUGUGUCUUCAUCAUGCUAGCCAACCUCUUAGUUAUGGUGGCUAUCUAUGUGAACCGGCGUUUUCAUUUUCCUAUUUAUUACCUUAUGGCAAAUUUGGCAGCUGCUGACUUCUUUGCAGGGCUGGCAUAUUUUUAUCUAAUGUUUAACACGGGACCCAACACUAGAAGAUUGACUGUGAGCACGUGGCUCCUUCGUCAGGGCCUCAUUGAUACUAGCCUGACAGCCUCUGUUGCCAACCUGUUGGCCAUUGCCAUUGAGAGGCAUAUCACUGUGUUCCGCAUGCAGCUACAUACGCGGAUGAGUAAUCGUCGAGUAGUAGUGGUCAUCGUUGUCAUUUGGACUAUGGCUAUCGUUAUGGGCGCUAUACCAAGUGUCGGCUGGAAUUGCAUCUGUGACCUCACUCACUGUUCCAACAUGGCACCACUCUACAGUGACUCUUACUUGGUUUUCUGGGCUAUUUUCAACCUGGUCACCUUUGUAGUCAUGGUGGUCUUGUAUGCUCAUAUCUUUGGAUAUGUGCGCCAGAGGACUAUGAGAAUGUCCAGGCACAGCUCUGGGCCACGUAGGAAUCGGGAUACCAUGAUGAGUCUUCUGAAGACUGUGGUCAUUGUGCUUGGUGCUUUUAUAAUUUGCUGGACUCCAGGAUUAGUCUUGCUUCUCCUUGAUGUUUGCUGCCCACAGUGCAAUGUCUUGGCAUAUGAAAAGUUCUUCUUGUUGCUUGCCGAGUUCAAUUCUGCCAUGAACCCCAUCAUCUACUCUUAUCGGGACAAGGAAAUGAGUGCUACUUUCAAACAGAUUCUUUGCUGCCAGCGUACCGAAAAUGCCAAUGGCCCAACAGAAGGCUCUGACCGUUCUGCCUCUUCACUCAAUCACUCCAUCUUGACUGGAGUACACAGUAAUGAUCACUCUGUCGUUUGAAAAGGGAAAUGGACAAUUACAAAAAGGAAACAAAGCCUACCCUUGUGAAUUUAAUGCCCAGUGGAAAACGUCUGGUGCAGCUAUUGACACCAUUGUUGGAAGCCUUUGAAGCAGAGGAAAUGACACACUUAAACGUUCUUCUUAAUCACUAAUGGAUGAUACUUACUCAAACAUGAAAUGUCCAUGAAACUAUUCAAGCUAAAACACCUCACUUGUGGGUUUGGAGUUUUGACAUCUGUUUUGUGAGAGUGGAAAAUGAGCUUCUUCUACCAAGAAGCUGACAAACUCUUGGGGAAGCCAUUUUAAACUCCUUUAACUAGCCUUCAUCAGCUGAUACUUUGUGAUGGUCCUAACUGAAUUCAUCUCCAAUUAAUAAGCUUCACAGCAGCUUCACUGCCUUUUCAUUUAGACAUUUCGGAUCCUUCCUCAGUGUCAUGUUUUGUAAUGAAUUUCAUUUAAUAAUUAUCCCCAUCAGCAUGCUUUUUGAUGGAUGUUUUGUGGGCAAGGAGAGAAUCUGUUAUAGCUUUCAUUAUUAUUUACAAUGCCAAUAACAAUGAAAAACUUUUUUUUACUAGCAACAGUGUUCAGGAACAGGUAUGAUGUGGUUAUGCAGCCAUGCCUGAUUCUCACAUGGAAACCAAUGAGACCUAAAAGUGUUGUAGUUUAACUCUAUUUUAAAGUUAAGAGUGGAACAAACUAUUUCAUAUAGACUGGAAGUCACAAUUUUCUCAUGGGCUUAAUCCUUUUUGUGGGAUAUAAAGUGCCACAUUUCCCAAGGGACAAAAUAUGAGUAGUUUGUGUUUUAAGACCUAUUUGUGGUGUUGAGUCUUUUGGCUAAAAGGAUUUUGGUUUUGGGCAAAAGUAGCAUUUUUAUUGUCCUAUUCCAAAGGAAGAUUUGUCAUAUCUGUUCAUUCCAGUGAAAGCUAGGUUAUAUAUGUCCAGUGUAAGUAUUUGGUACAGUUUGGGGAAGGAUGCAAGAUCCCACUCAAAACUCUGACAUAAUUUAGAGAAAAGAUGUUUGAGUUUCAAAUGUUGGAGAUAAGGAAGUUAUCUCUUUUUUACCUUUUCAUCAUUUUUAAAACACAAAUCCUUUAUAGAUGGUGACAGCUGACAUUUUCUCCAUCCCACAAGUAUACAAAACAAAGGCCAUAGCUGUUGUUUCAUUUGCUCCAAUGUUUGCAAAGGCAGGGUUUCGUGGACCUUGUUUUUUUAUUACCCUUGUGGGCAGCAGGUUUUUUAAAACAACACCUGAAACCCAAUGAACCUCUUUCCCCCCCUCUUUGAAAUAUCAUUUAUACUAAUUUAUAAGUCAGCCUUGUGUAUAUGUCAAGGGCAAGUUUUGGGACCAAAAUUUUGGAUUUUGAUAUGACCUGUGAAUAAGUUGAGGAUCUUUUCACAGGUGUCAGAGAGGUCGCCAAAGACCACCAGAAAACAGUAUUUUCUGUUGGUUAUGUGGGUUCUGUGUGGGAAGUUUGGCCCAAUUCUAUCGUUGGUGGGAUUCAGAGUGCUCUUUGAUUGUUGUGAACUAUAAAUACCAGCAAUUACAACUCCCAAAUGACAAAAUCAAUCCCCCCGUAACCCCACCCGUAUUCACAUUUGGGCAUAUUGAGUAUCUGCCAAGUUUGGUCCAGAUACAUAAUUGUUUGAGUCCACGAUGCUCUCUGGAUUUAGGUGAACUACAACUUCAAAAUUCAAGGUCAGUGCUCACCAAACCAUUCCAGUAUUUUCUGUUGGUCAUGGGAGUUAUGUGUGCCAAGUUUGGUUCAAUUCCAUCAUUAGUGGUGUUCAAAAUGCUCUUUGAUUGUAAGUGAACUAUAAAUCCCAGCAAUUGCAACUCCCAAAUAACAAAAUCAAUCUCUUCCCCAACCCCACCAGUAUUCAAAUUUGGGCAUAUCGGGUAUUUGUGCCAUGUUUGGUGCAAUGAAUGAAAUACAUGUAUUUUGUGCAUUACGAUUACAUUUACAUUACAAUUCAUAACUGUAGCAAAAUUACAGUAGCAAAAUAUGAAGUAGCAACAAAAAUAAUUUUAUGGUUUGGGGAUCACUGUAUUAAGGGGUCAUGACAUUAGGAAGGUUGAGAACCACUGGACUAAGCCCUUGCCUUUUGCUGUGCUAAAAUUUCUAGACAAAUAUUGAGGACAUGAAUAUGUGAAUACACAAGUACACAAUCGGCAUAGCUCCCUCAAAUUUGCUAUUAAAAAUGCAGUGGCAGAUUUGAAGAGCUAUUAUAUAUCCACCGCAAUUUUUUGUUCACAUCCAAGUGUGUGCCCAGAGUACACAUUUCUAGGCCAUUGUAUUAUUUUUUGGUUUUGUAGAGGCAACAAUAUAAUAAUUACAAUUGAAAUACAUUAGUCUUCCAUUCCUGCAAAACAAUCUGGUAUUUAGAAAAGCGGCUUUAAUACAAAGCCCUUUUUUCAUCAACUUUUUAUAUUUAAAGGUGUGUAUAUUGAUGGCUGAGGAUAUUUUUUUAGAAAGAAACUGAGAUGGAUGCAAUCAUUGCACAGUGUGCUGCUUCAAUGGUAACUUUGUGGUGGUCCUCUUCUGUGCUGAGAAUCGUCCUGUAUUGGAAAGAGCCCUUGCUUGGAACUGAGACAUCAUCUUAGUGCUCUGGAAUGACAGAGAAAAAUAACUGAGACAAUAUUGUUUUUGUGUGAGUAGAGUAUGUAGUUUUUGAAGGCUAAUGUAUAGCAAUGUCAAAAGGGUAAAGGGUAUGUAUAAAGGCCGACGAUUUAGUACUGUACGAAAUGCUAAAUUGAAGAUAAGAGAGUGUGGCUGAUCCCACAAGGAGAUGUCCAAGAAAAACCCUGCCAGUUAACCUAAAAUUCAAAUAACAAUGAGUAUUUCAUGAAUUCCUUAUCAAAAUUAAAAUCAAUGAACCCAUUAUCCUUUACUUAUGUCAUAAAAGAGGCUGUUAUAAUUUUUUAAAUACCCUAAAUGCUAAGCCACUAAUAAAGUUUUCUCAAUGAAUAUUUAA